Messenger RNA from Pseudogymnoascus verrucosus, 1086 nucleotides. RefSeq lists its product as uncharacterized. NCBI's taxonomy places the organism in Eukaryota, Fungi, Ascomycota, Leotiomycetes, Thelebolales, Thelebolaceae. Bases 1 to 1086 code for a protein of 361 amino acids. The record is from RefSeq and is a predicted model, not a curated record. The transcript has 3 exons.
AUGGCUGGCGCCAUAAGACAACCCAUCGACAUCCCCGCGCUCGAGCGCUACAUCUCACAACAUGUCCCCGAAAUCACGAUUCCAAUCGACGUCAAACAGUUUGGAUUCGGCCAAUCCAACCCAACCUACCAACUGACCUCCACCUCGGGCCGCAAAUAUGUGAUGCGCAAAAAACCACCAGGAAAGCUCAUCUCCAAGACUGCACAUAAGGUUGAGCGUGAAUACCGCAUUUUGCACGCUUUGCAUGACACCGAUGUCACAGUCCCGAAGGUCUACUGCCUGUGUGAAGAUGAUAGCAUCAUCGGGACGCCGUUUUAUAUCAUGGAGUUUCUUGACGGGCGGAUCAUCGAGGACCCCGCGAUUCCGAAUGUUACGCCGGCAGAGAGGACGGAGAUGUGGCACGACGCGAUCCGCACCCUAGCGAAGUUGCACCGCGUAAACCCAAAGUCUGUGGGCCUGGAGACCUACGGCAAGCCAGCAGGGUUCUACAAUCGACAGAUCAAGACGUUCCAGAUUCUCAGCGCGGCGCAGGCGCAGGCCGUCGAUGCCGAUACAAAGAAGGCCGUGGGCGACAUCCCGCAUUUCCCAGAUAUGCUAGCAUUCUUCUCCGACCUCGCGACGCAACCAAAAGAUAGGGGUGUUCCCAUCCAUGGAGACUAUAAGAUCGAUAAUGUAGUUUUUCACAAGACGGAGCCGAGGGUCAUUGGGAUCUUAGACUGGGAAAUGUCCACCAUUGGCCACCCCCUCUCCGACCUCGCCAAUAUUCUUAACCCCUAUAUCACUGCCCUUUCUGGUCCCAAUCCGCACCUAGGUUUUGCUCCUGGCGCCACGCCCGGUCUGCCCAGCCAAGAACAAGUCGUGUCGUGGUACCGCGAAGUCGCUGGGUGGAGCCCAGAGCCAGAGCUCGCGUGGGGCACCGCGUUCAGUAUAUUCCGCCAGUCGGUCAUUAUGCAGGGGAUAGCAGCGAGGGUGGCGCAGAGGCAGGCGAGCAGUGCGCAGGCGAAGGCGUAUGCGGAUUUGUUUAUAGAGUUUGGGGAGUUCUCAUGGGGGCUAAUAUUAGAGGCGAAGGGGAGGGCGAGAUUAUAG